AAAGGAAGUAGGAAGCAGCGGGACCGGAAAUAGAUUGGGGGAAGAGGAGAGAACUGCGGUGUGAGGGCGGUAGGUGCGUCUGAACAUCUGUCGUGAGAUUUUCUGAGACCGGGAAGGGCCUGGGUGAGCUCUGGGUCAGAGCUCUCCGAAACCCCCUCCCUCCUACAACUGGCGCCACCGUAGGCAGGGCCCCAAGCCGCCACGCUAUGUCAGAGUCAACGGCCAGCGUGGGAGCCUCUUCGACGGUCACUGAGACUGAAGUGACUGAGCCGGAGAAUCGUAGUCUCACCAUCAAGCUGAGAAAACGGAAACCGGCCAAGAAAGUAGAAUGGUCAAGUGACACAGUGGACAACGAGCACUUGGGACGCAGAUCUUCCAAAUGCUGCUGCAUCUAUGAGAAGCCGCGGGCUUUUGGUGAGAGCUCGACAGAGAGCGAAGAUGAGGAUGACGAAGGCUGCGGCAAUGCCCACUGCAUCCGGGGCCACAAGAGAGGCCAGCACGGGAAGGCGCGGGGUAAAGCAGGAGACCCUGGCCCAUCAGAGAGCAGCCCCCAGAAAUCGGAGCCACCUGACCAAAACCACACCGGGGCCAUGCAGCACUGAACCUCUCCCUGCCACGGGGCAAGGGAGAAGAGCCCCAGCUCCCAUCCCAAACAGGGACUGACACCGCCCCAACUCCGGGGCAAGGGGGAGGGAAGGGAGGCCCCACGCAUCCAGCUGCCCCAUCUGUCUUGUGCCAGGGCAGAUGCUGCCUCGACUCCAGGGCAGGUGGGGUGGAGGAGAGGGGAGGGCACACGCAUCCAGCUCUCCAUCUGUUUUGUGCCAGUGCUGCUACUGUCGUCUGUCUGUCCAUCCGUGGCUGGUGAGUCCGUCUGGUGCUGCCCAUCCCCACUCCACCCAACACAGAAUGCAUUCAGAGAGCCUUCUGGGUUUCUUGGCUGAAUUUCUCCACCACCACCCCGCUUCCUAAUUAAAUAUUUGUAUCAGUGACAAACAAGGUGGGAGACGGUUGCUGCUUUGGAAAGGGCAGUGAUGGAGCUGUCUCCAGGCUCCUGUCAGAGACUUGCCUGCCCUCUGUCCCCCUCCCUCUCCCUGUCUUUAAAUCCCCCUCCUCCACACCACCAGUUCCUGCCUGUGUCCCUCUCCUUCAGUUCGCUUCUCCCAUGUUCUUCUCCAGCUCUUUCCUUGAUUGUAUGCAUUCAUUCUCACCCUACUGUCACUGGUCCCAUCUCUGCUGCUGCCUCCUGUAUCCCGCUCUCACCUCCUUGCUACUGCAAGGUCACUGCUUCUGACACACAGCUGCCUUGAAGGUACAGCUUUUAGGUCUCCCCGCUGUCGUAAACUUUUCCAGGAGCCAGAAAUACAAGACUUGAUUCUAUCACCUCGUUGCUAUAACAACCUUCAUUUCUUGUCUUCAAAAGCAUCUUUCUACGAGGACAUCCCCUCGCUCCUUUCGUUAUGCUAUGGAAGGCUGUGAGAUGUUUUCUAAUAAGCGGGGAUGGGGAGAAAAGCAAGAAAAAUGGGGUGGAGGGCACCCAACUCAUGAGAUGCUGGCUGGGGAGGCUAGCAGCUGGUAUUGGAGUUGAGGAAGGGAAGUGGUAGAUAAGGAAGGGGCUGGAGGUGGAAUAUGGCACUUGGGAAAAGGCUGAGCCUAGUUUGGAGAAGGUCCAUGAUGAUGAAAAGAAUCCUGAUCAUUUUUCACAGUGAAAUGGAAUGUCAGCAGAAGAUGACUUUAUGACCUUGCAUGAAGAAAGUUAAUCUUCAGUUGACUUUUCAUUCUUUGGCUGAAGGUUCAUACUAAACAAGACCUCCCCCCUCCUGAAACUGUACAUGGAUAAAAAGGAUUCUGGUAUUGUGAUGUGGGAUGUGGACACCUGCUUCCUUUGCAUGACUCACCAAUCACUCAAUUGCUCUGGCUACUUGUGGUUUGAUGGGUGGGGGGAAAUCUUGGCUGAAUUGUUCAGCCCUCAGUUUUGUACAUCCCAACCCCUCUCUGGCCUCCGUGUGCCAAUCUUGGCAUGCUUCUAAUUAAAAAUCACUUUCAGCAAGAGAAGUACAGUUGUGAAAAGUGUUCCAUAACAUUUUGGGAAAGUAGGUGGGCCUCAGGCCAAUUUGGAAAGCUCCUUAAUGUUUCCCAAGCUUCUAAUGACUGAGGCACCCUUGUUUGAAUUAAAAUUGGAGGCACACGUAUCUAAAAAAAGUAUUUCUUACGGAGUGAAAGUAAUAGAUGUGCUGUUGCUCUUGGAGCUUGCCCCAUGCAUUUUUGCAUCAGUCACAAGAAUCCUCACUGCAUAACAGGGAAGCAGAGAUGCAGUUGGCAGCCUUGUCUCUUAAUUAAUUGGUUUUGUGCAUCACGCUUGAGUUCCUAUACACAGUGUUCAAAUUGCCGGGUGGCCAAAGUGGGCCUGGCCACCCACUUUUGUGAUAGCCUUCCUUAGCUACUCUACUUGGCAUACAGGUGAAGGGGCACAAUUUGGCUCAAAUCAGAGGGAAGUCAGGAUGUGGGGCUUGUGGAUUUCAUUAGGCAGAGCUCCUAUCUUUUCCCCUAUAAUUUCAGCACAGUUUUGGAGCUACUAUCCUAGAGUAAGCCACAGAUUCCCAUAUAUGGACAGAGUAAGGGACCUUGUAGAUCAGGCACUGUUGUGGUGCUAUUAUCAGCCUUUCCUGUUUGAACAAAGGAAGCGCAAUGUCAUGUUCAACUCACCCAUAUUGGGCAUUUGGUGGAUAAGAGCAGGGGUGGACUUCCUCUGUUUUGGCAUUGGUAGCAGUGUCCAUUGCCACACGGCACAAUACUGAGCAAGUAGAACCACUGGGCUAUUCCAGCACGAGUUGCUGCACAAAUAAUAACAAUGAUAAUCUCUGUUUACUGGCAAGAACGUAGCAAAAUUUCUCCUCUGCAGCAUAGCUGCUUGCUCUCCCACCUUGUCUUAAAAGGAAACUUAUUCAAAACCUUUUUAAAAAGUGCCUCCAGAAUUAAAAUACAAAUGCCUGUGGGUUUGUAAAGAAAUCUUUACUUCCUGAAUCACUCCAGUAGCCUAAGCCCUGUGCUGCUUAACUAACAUGAGAGAUGUAUCCCCAUCUCAAAUGUAUUGCAACCCAAACUGCCAAAUUUUGUCAAGAUCAUUGCCAAUGGCAUACACUAUGCAAGUGUUGUGAUUAUUUGAUACAUCAAUUAAAUUCUGGUUCAUUUAAACACCAAGUGCUGUUUGGCACAUGGACUGAUAAAUGAGUCUAGACGUUGCUGCCCCAGCAGGUUGGGGAUUGUGUCCUCCUACUGUAACAGAAGAAAUGGGCCAUAUCGAAAAUUGAUAGGCAUAGAAGGUGAGAAACAGGAAACUGAAUUCUGUCCUUCAACCUAGCCACUUGCCAUCCCUCUUACCCCCUCCAGCCUCAUCAGCCAAGGUGUGGACGUCUACAGUUUAUCUCUGCAACACUGAGGCCCAGAAACAUACUUUUAAAAUGAAUUUUAAAAACUAUCUCAUGAAUCUGACAGAUGCCCUUCAUUUGCAUUGCAAGGCGCAUUGUAUAGUUCAUAGUACAAGAGAGGGCAUCAGCUGCUCCAAGAUUCUUGGUUACUUAUAUGUGUGGGCAAUCGUUAAGAGGAGGGGCUUGAUGGACCUUCAGGUUCUUAUGUAUUCUAUGGCUUUAACUGCUGAGCCUGCAGCCCAGGUUAGGCUUUGAAGGCAUACUCUGUAAUGAUUUUGCCGAAGGCCUAGGUGUGAUCUGUGCUGCCAUGGGAGUCUGGCAACCUCCAUGGAGGAAAUGCCCUAAAUAAAUAAAAUGUCAGUUUAACAAAUAGUGCAUAAAGUUGUUAAAUGGACUUGCCGCUAGAAGACAGGAAAUAAGUGUUUAUUGGACCGGCUUCUUCAUCCUGAUAUGGUGAUGGCCCUUGAGCCUGCUUCAACAGUGGCUUGUUAAAACCUCUCUCAUGGACAUGAAACAAACUUUCCUAAGUAGGUGCAGGAGUAUCCUAAGGGAUAUAGAAGGCCUUCUUUUUCUGUUUGUGCAUUUGAUUCACUGGGAAGAAUGACACCUUGUUCUUCUCCUGCUGCCUCAGAAAUUGUCAGAUUAUAGCUGCAGCCCAGCAGAAGAGUUCAGACCUUGCAUGGGGAAAGACCCACAUCCCUGGUGUCUCUUAAAAGAUCUCAAGUAGCAGGGCGUGUAAAGAUACUGAAGGCUACAACAUGUUCAUAGACAAAUAGAUCUGCUGUUUGCUUGGCAUAAAAAAAGCUGUUUGAGAUCCUUAUAUUGAAACUAUUGCUGAAGAGUGAAGGACUGGGAGUAGAUGGUUUAUAAACUUGUCUGUAUAUAUCUUGCACUUAAACAAACAAACUUGUUACACCAAGGGGCAAUAUGCAUGACCCCAUAUUUUACAUAAUUUAUUCUGCUUUUACCAUGUUGCAUAAAUGUUUAGCUGGUCAUAAGUCUAGCUCCUCACCCCUCUAGCUUCUGAUAUGCCUACACUGUAUACGCAUUUUCAAGUAUAUCAUGAGGGCUAGACACUGGGUUUGUUGGGGUUUUGUUCUUUUGAAAAAAAAAAGUAAAAGGAAAGUAAUUUCAGCACCAAAUUUCACAUUCUUUGCUUUCACAGCAAGAGCCAUGUUUUCCCCCAAAAGCUAUGCAAGCCACGAAAAGAGAGUUCAUUCAGAAGAAGGCAUGAUUAUAUGCAUUUGAAAAACAGCAUGGUAAAACAUGUGCUCACCACCACUUCUAUAUCUGCAGUCUCCUUUUAGGAUAUUCUUAAGGAGAGUGUACGCAGGGCAUGGACCAGAGUAAUAAGGUUAGCACACGAGUGGUACAAGUUAUGAAACUGGAAAAUUCAAGCAGUCCAUCAACAUUCAGCAGGCACCGACAGAGUCAGCACGGUUGUGCAUCUGCUGAGGACCAACUGACAAGAGCUCUGGGAAGCUGUUCCUCCUUGCCACUGCCAUCUGCUUGUUGCUCUGGCCCAGAUACUAGUGGAGCAAAUGGGCAAAGGAGGAUCCGUAGAUGCCACUGCCUGCUUGCUCAUUGGCUCUCUGUCUGGCAAGCAAGCAAGUGGUACCAAUGAGGAGGAGGAGCUGCUAGAGAGAAGAGUGGUGAGGAGGAAGGCAUGCUGAUGGAGGGUGCCCUGCCCAGGGGCUCUUUGAAACCUGGAGUGAGCUCUGGGCAGCAUACAUGAAAUAUUCCUGAAUUGGAGGAAUGUUCACAGAAAUACUCUGUUGAAAAAAGUGCAGGGAGACUACACAUUUCUUGCCAAGCAUGCUUGCCUUGGUCAAACACUGCUGUGCGGAUGCAAUGUAAAAAGGAUCAACUUGUGUUUUACUGUACAGUGAGACUUUGUAUUGACAGGUAAGAAUUAGUGUAUAGCACUAAAUGUCAAGCAUCUCCCCCACCCUAUACCUCCAAAUAAUGUAGACCAUUUUCAGAACAUUU
This is a messenger RNA of Rhineura floridana, 5414 nucleotides long. It is a transcript of the gene PPP1R11, whose product is annotated as protein phosphatase 1 regulatory inhibitor subunit 11. Lineage: Eukaryota; Metazoa; Chordata; Lepidosauria; Squamata; Rhineuridae. Gene Ontology annotation, molecular function: protein serine/threonine phosphatase inhibitor activity; protein phosphatase 1 binding. Gene Ontology annotation, cellular component: nucleus. Bases 207 to 602 code for a protein of 131 amino acids. The record is from RefSeq and is a predicted model, not a curated record. The transcript is spliced from 3 exons.